Cicer arietinum (chickpea) is the source of this 931-nucleotide messenger RNA. Its product is annotated as putative 4-hydroxy-4-methyl-2-oxoglutarate aldolase 2. The record is from RefSeq and is a predicted model, not a curated record. NCBI's taxonomy places the organism in Eukaryota, Viridiplantae, Streptophyta, Magnoliopsida, Fabales, Fabaceae. Gene Ontology annotation, molecular function: ribonuclease inhibitor activity. Gene Ontology annotation, biological process: regulation of RNA metabolic process.
UUAAUUUAUUAAUUUAAGAGGCAUGUAUCAAAAUAUUUCCUUCUCUGAUUUUGAAGUGUGAGGUAGACAUUGUGGUGUUGAAUGUUGAUAACGUGACUGAUCUCUCUCUCUCUCUCUCUCUUCAAAGACUGUUGGCAGUGUCAACUGUGCAAUCCAAUCCAACGCGCUUCUUUUCCAUUUCCAUUCUAUUUUGCAGAUCUCUUUCCUCAUCCGUUAGUUGAAAUAAAUGGCCUUGGUCACCACUGCUGAAGUGUGUGAUGCAAAUCCACAGUUAAUUUUGAGUGGGGAGCUUCGUGCCCUUCAGCCAAUUUUUCAGAUUUACGGUCGAAGACAAGUCUUUGCCGGACCUAUAGUUACCUUGAAGGUGUUUGAAGACAAUGUCUUGGUUCGGGAGUUUCUUGAAGAGAAAGGCAAUGGACGAGUGCUUGUUGUGGAUGGUGGUGCCAGUUUGCGCUGUGCUAUAUUGGGUGGUAACCCUGUAGUGCAAGCACAGAACAAUGGUUGGGCAGGUAUUAUUGUUAAUGGAUGUAUAAGAGAUGUUGAUGAGAUUAAUGGUUGUGAUAUUGGUGUGAGAGCUCUUGCUUCUCAUCCUAUGAAAGCCAAUAAGAAAGGCAUGGGAGAAAAGCAUGUUCCCAUUACUUUUGCUGGGACAAGGAUCAGUGAUGGAGAAUGGCUUUAUGCAGACACUGAUGGAAUUCUUAUAUCUCGAACAGAGCUUUCUGUUUGAUUUCAAUUCAUGUGUUUGGAUUAUAUUUACUGCCAGGCAAGGCAUGUCUUAGUGCAGUGUUUUCUGUAUUUGUGUUUCUUGACCCCAAUUUCCUUGCUUUCACAAAAUUGUAACCCUAUUAGUCUCUUAUGAUAAUGAAAGUAGGUUGUGUUUGUCCAUUUUAUUUUUAUACCCCAACUUUAUCUCUGUUUUCAAUUGCUGUCA